Kwoniella shivajii is the source of this 4335-nucleotide messenger RNA. RefSeq lists its product as uncharacterized. NCBI's taxonomy places the organism in Eukaryota, Fungi, Basidiomycota, Tremellomycetes, Tremellales, Cryptococcaceae. Bases 1 to 4335 code for a protein of 1444 amino acids. Gene Ontology annotation, molecular function: DNA binding. The record is from RefSeq and is a predicted model, not a curated record. The transcript is spliced from 4 exons.
AUGGCUCGACCAAUUAGACCGGCACCUGCGCCGUCUAAUCCAUCGACCCCAAUAUCAAACUCAACAACAAAUCCACAAAGGUCCAGUUCAAAUCCUCGAACAUCAGCUCGUGUACGACCUUCUGCUGGCACGCCAUCUGCUUCCACAUCAUGCACUCCUGGUCCAUCAACACCAUAUGAAUUGGGUCUAUCAGGAAAGGGAAAACCUGCUUGUAGUGUAGAAGCCAAAGCGCAUGGACUGAGAAGUGUAGGAGGUGCGAGUGAGAGAACACCUUGUCCUUUUCCUGCACAAUGGGGCGGAAGGGAUAAAUGUGGGAUAACGGAGGAAGAUGAGAACGAUGAUGUGCUCAUGAGUAUUCUUGGUUCAAUUGCUUCUUACGAAAACCGAGCAUUGUCAGCGGAAGAAAUUGCAUCAACGUGUUUUCAGCAAGGAUGGCUUCGACCUCCUUCCGCAGCCAUUGAACCAACGACUCUCAUCAACAAUGCCAUUCGAUCUUACCUCAAACGAUGUGAGAGAACAUCGCGUCACUGUCUUUUGGCCAAACAUCAAUUGGCUGGAUCAGUAGUCGAGCAAGUCCUUCAACCUGCUCUUCAUCCUGCCGCUUUCGAGGAUUCAGUGCGUCCGAAAGGGACGGUAUGGUUUCUGUGUGGAGGAAGUGGGAAGACUAAGUGGAAGAAUCCUUUUGAAGGCAUUGAAAUACCUAAAAUACCACAAAGAAAACCUGCACCGCCAAAGAAAAUACAACCUCAACCGUCAUCGCAAACACAGAAAGAUAAUAAGCCCGUUAAAAUGGACGAGAAGAAGACGAACAGUGCACAGAAGGGAAAGGGCAAGAUUCCAGUACCUGUAAAGAUUAGGCUAGUACUGAAUGGGACCGGUCCCCCUAUAGGAGGGGACGACGAUGUGUCGAGCGAAGUUGGAAGUAGCACAAGGUCGAGGAGCGUUAGUGUGGGGCAGGAAACCAUUGGUCUCGGACUCGCUCAACCGAUAUCUUUACCGCAAUCGAAACCCAUAAAACGAUCGAAACCACGUCGACCGAGGGAUUUGCUGGACUCCUCAUCGGAAAGUGAUACCAGUGAUUCGGAAGUCGAAUUUGAUAUUCCUGGACCUUCCCGACUCAUCAAAAGAACCACUUCCCUGCGCAAAGUACCACCACCUCUCUCAUUAAACGGAUCACCUCGCGUUCACAGCUCUUCCCGUCUUCCCUUACAUUCGCCUUUUAUGGACGUCUACUUCCCGUCACCAAUCAUCCCUACAUCACCCUUUCAACCUCACACUUCACCGUUCCCCUCGCACUCACUGGACAAUACCACAUGGACAGCGAGGCAUGAUCGACUGCAUCAUUUCGAGACGUCCAGUUCAAGCUCGGACGACGAGAUGCGUGAAACUACUUGGGGCUUGGACUCCGAGAUCUUGGUCAAAGCUAUUGAUGGGGACGAAGAAGAUAGACCAUCAUGGUCAAUGGACGAGGAUGAAACGAAGGUGAAAGAGGCAACGGAUGCUCUAAGAGUCCUUUUCCCUAUGUCAACUCCUGAAGAAGAAAUGGAUCUGGAAUCUAGGAUCAAAUUGAAUCAACUGGAUAACCGAUCUUCAUCUGUUUUCGAAUCACCCCUCAACAAUAUGUCCUCUUCAAUGAAAGGUCAGCUCAAAGCUGUCGAUGCGGGAGGAAUACCACUCAACGCAUGGAUCGCUAAUUCUUCCCCGUCUGCUUCCCCAAAGCUCCGCUCUUACAAACUUCUCGCUCCCCCGAUUGACGUCAGUCCCACGCAACAUCUUUCCAAGCUUAGGAGUUCUUUUGAUCCCGAAGAGAUGGAAGUAGAUGAAGAAGGACCUUGGUUAGAUGAAACCGGAGAAUUACCCAUAAAGGCAGAAGAUACUUUUUCAGAUGUCGAUCUUGGAUCAAACGUCGGCGAUGCUCCUACACCUGAACAUGAUCGACAUCUCCACACAGCGCUCUGGGCUCAAGAAGCUGCUGCUAUCAGAAUCAAGCAAGAACCUGAAGAUUACCCUUCUCCUGUGAAUACUGAUCCGGAUGAUCAAUCAGCGUCUGGGUACCGGGGUUCACGAGCUUCUUCGACCCCUUCCAGCGGAUCCUCGGAGCUACCACCUUUCGAGAUCGAGGUUGACAAUGGCAGGAUGGGAGUUGAUGAAGUUAUACUUGGACCUGAAAGUAUCAGUGUAGAAGAAUUAGAUGGGUGGCUGCCUGCUCAAUCAAAGGUCGAGAAAACCCCUCAUAGAGGUAGACCCCUGAAGAGCAGGAAUAACCAUUCCAGGUGCAGUGGAAAUUGGGGUGGUAUAGGUGUAUGUCAAGCACCUGCCAGUAUCGUCAAACAACCAGCUCGAACAAGAAGCAUACGAUCUAAUGCUACAGCUCGAAGAAGGCGAUCUUCACCUUUGACACCCAUCAUUAACCUACCAGAAAGACUUACGCCCGAAACAGACAUUGAUGUGGAAGGUGAUGAUGCGAUUGGAACGGCGGAUUUGGAGAAAGCUCGAGUCGAAGCUGAUGCAAGAGAAGAACAACAUCGUAAAGCAUGCAAAGAGAAAGCGGAACAACAGCGUGCCAUGAUGGAAGCAUAUCGACAAACAGUACAGGCUGAAGCUCUCGAUCAUCCAGAUUCUUCGCCCAGACCUUGGACCGAAGGGAGCAACAACGCUCCAUGGGGAACAGCUUCGACUGAAUCUUUACAAUUGUCUACACCUGGAGUACUUUCUCCCUUGUCACUCUUCAGCAUGUCAAAUUUAUCCCUGGGAACACCCAAUGAAGGCAUGUUCGCUGGUGUCGAUCCGAAGGCUUUGGUCAGUCCUCCUAUUCAAACUGGAUUUGGUUUCCCUUCGAUGGCAAUACAUCAAUCACCUCCACAAGGUCAUUGUGUGGACAUGAACAUGGGAAUGCUCGAUGCUGUUUUGAGCGAACAAGAAGUAGAAGCUAUCAUGGCGGCUACCGCCCCUGCUCCUGUUCCUGUCCUCGCUCCAUUGCCUCCAGCCAGCCUUGCUCCCCCGGCUCUUGCACUACCAUCGGUAUCGGCCAGUACAGUCGUUGUACCCAGUCGACCUAUAACACCAGCAUCAGCACCUCUUCCCUCCACUGUCACUACUCCCAACUCGAGAAAAGGUUCCUCAAACAAAGCUUCAGCAGCUGGGCUUUUGCCUAGUGUAAUCAAAGUAAAGGUACAAGCCACAGCUAUUCCCGUUACCACAUCCAUACCGAACGAGAAAGGAACCGCUAUGGUCGCUUUGCCAACUACUCUUCCAGCUGAAAUCACUCCUCAACCUGUAAUGCUCUCCACCCCGACUACUACCACCCCUCCAAACGAACCAGCAAAUCUCUCUAUGAAAACCACUCCUUCACCCACGUCCACAAUCUCCUCAACCCCCUCUAUGCCUCCUUCUACAGCCGGUGGUAAUGGUAAAUCAGGUGGCAAAAUUGCGACCAUCACCAAACCACUUUGCCCGGGCGUGGAUGCUUGUGUAGUGGACAAUAUCCCAGUUUACGCACAUCUGUUUGAAGGAAAACAAGGUCAAGGAAGACAAGUACUGCUGAGAAGGCUGGACACUGAUUUCGUCAACGCGAACGGUUUACUACUUGCUCUCGACGUUCCAGAAUCCAAACAUGCUGAAUAUCUUGAUCAUCCCGUAUCCACUGUCCGACUUGCAGCAAGACAUGUCAUACCGCCUACCAAUCCCGCAGCAGAGUACUCUCAAGGUGUCAGCGGUAUCUGGGUACAUCUAUCGGAGGCAAGGGAAUUUGCAAGAAGGGCUAAAUUGAAGGAAGGCAGUCUGCUGGCUAGCGUACUUAGGGAGGAUCUUUUCCAGCUGUUUGCUACUUUAGCAGGUUUGAAACCUGAUCAUCCACCUUCAGAAACAUUUGGAUUGCCAUUCGUACCACGACGACCUAUUUCCACAUCAUCAUCUUCGUCAUCGUUAAGUACCUCAUCUGCCAAUUCCAAAUCAACACCGAAUCUGUCUGCGUUAUCAACAUCCGCACCUUCUCAUCAAGUACAGGCGAAACAAAUGGCAGUCUCCAAUCCAUCCAGUACUACAUCUACCCCUAAAGGACCAUUAGUGAGAUCCGCUCCACCUACACCACCGGAAGGAUGUCCUCAACCGAAAAGACGAAGAGCGACUAUAUCAUCACCGUUAGCCAAGAAACCUGGUACCAUACCCAUUCAGCCGAUGACGCCAGUCUCAACAGCAAGUCACAAACAUCAAUUGAUAGCUCCAGCUCCUGGAAGUGUACCAGCGUCAUCCACAAGGAUGAGUGUCGCUGCUCAGAAACGAGCCACGAGAGCAAGUAUCAGUGGUUCAGUCGGUAGAGCGAAUCUCGCGAAGUGA